ACGACAAGAAAGAAGCAAGAUUCAUUAUUUCCAGCUAUGACACUGUUAGAUCAUAACGUAUUCCACCCAACUGCUGACGUCAACGCUUUAUACACCCUCCCCGUAAAAAGAAGGAAGAAGCAGAUUUUAAAGACAUUCGCUACACCAAGAGAGUCUGGGAACUGGUCGAAUUAUGACGAGAUUGGUGCAUUAAUUGAAGGCGUUUACGAAGUUAAAGAAAAUUCCUCUAUAGAUCAGUAUGAAAGGAAUUUUGUGAAUACAGAUAGUUAUAGUAAAGUCGAUUUUCGAUUUUUUUCACCUGCGUUAGUUCAAGACGGUCCGUAUGAAAUUAUAGGUUGUAAGACCAACUUUUGUAGUUAUCGUGAUGAUAAAUUUGCUGAGAAAGAUAUUAAAAUUGUUAAAACCACGCCUGGAAAAAAUGUAAGCAUCACUCCAGAGGCAAAAAAUCCUUGCUCACAAGCAGUAGAAAAUAGGCCUAAUGUUUCAACGUGUAAACUAAAUAGUAGUAUACGUAUAAAACAACAACGCACCUCAAUGCAACGGGGGAGAAAUCAAAAUAAGGACAAUGUUGUUUUAACGAACACUACCCACGAAUAUGUUACUAUUAUACCCCCUGUUUUAAAACGCUCUUCGCCAGUGUUAUCAGAAAGUCGACGUCUUAAAAAUAAAAACAGCAAUGACAUAAAGGACAAAAGGAAAAUGCAUGAAAAAAUACCGGAGAUCAAUGAUGGUUUAAAUAGUAAUGCCGAGAAAGAUACGGAAAAAGAACAUCACUAUUUUCAAGUGGAGCCAGAACAUGAGGAUGAAAAUGAUGAAUACGAAGAACUGGCUUUACCAGCGUCAGCAGAGAAAGUUGGCGUAAACACUAGUAACAGUGAAACAGUCGAUGUCGAAGUUUUGCUUAGCGAAGAAUAAAAAGGAGAGACAUUAAUGGUUGAUUAAUUCUCAGAUGAUUUUAUUAACAAAACAUUCAAAAGUAGAGACUUUUUAAAAUCUGUUUUUCUCCUAUUAAGUUUUUGAACAACAAGAAACAAACCAUGAGAAAUACGUUUUUCUACUAGAGGACUGUAUAUGAUAACAAUAAAUGACAACAACAACUAGAGCAUAAAGGGCAUGCGUAAACUAUAGAAAAACAAAAACGAAAUUACAAACGCGUUCGCCCCGAAGUACAGCUGCAAAAAAGCAGCCAUUUUUUUAGCAAAAAAGUGUAAAGGCCAAUAUACACAGAAGAAAAAUUAGAAGAAUAACUUGAGUAUAUUAUUAUUCUUCCAUUAUUUCCCCGUGUAUCUUGUCCAAGAAUAAAAAUUCCGGAAUAUUUUAUCGUUAU
Hydractinia symbiolongicarpus is the source of this 1327-nucleotide messenger RNA. RefSeq lists its product as uncharacterized. The transcript has 2 exons. The record is from RefSeq and is a predicted model, not a curated record. Lineage: Eukaryota; Metazoa; Cnidaria; Hydrozoa; Anthoathecata; Hydractiniidae. Bases 37 to 915 code for a protein of 292 amino acids.